This is a messenger RNA of Scleropages formosus (Asian bonytongue), 4128 nucleotides long. RefSeq names its product Mov10 like RNA helicase 1 (gene mov10l1). The record is from RefSeq and is a predicted model, not a curated record. Lineage: Eukaryota; Metazoa; Chordata; Actinopteri; Osteoglossiformes; Osteoglossidae. The transcript is spliced from 27 exons. Bases 126 to 3677 code for a protein of 1183 amino acids. Gene Ontology annotation, molecular function: helicase activity.
CUGGAGAACAUGCAAACGCUACACAGACUGAGCCUGAUUCGACCGCAACACCAAGGGGCUGUGAGGCAUCAGGGCAACCUGCUGCGCCACCGUGCGGUUAUCGAAUAUUGCCAGUUUCCUCAUACAUGAUCCACGCCAUGCAUGGCAUUAUCGCCAAGCUCCUGUCCCCCCUGUGGAGGACGGCCGAGGAUGAAGCGGACGCUCAGUCUUAUGUGCCGGCUGAAAAGGAGAUCCGUCACGUGUCCGGCGGCGUGGUGACGUGCCUGUGCCAGGACUACGGCCUGAUUGACGAUGCUGUGUGUUUCACCUCGGAGGAGGUCCUCGGCGGCUACCCUCUGCAUGUCGGGGAUGCUGUCAGAGCCAUUGCCGUGCGAGGGGGCAGUCACGACGGCUGGAGGGCAAUAAGGGUAGAGAGGAUGACUGCUACUUGGGAUGACGACGUCAAGGGCCCCAAGCCAGAGAGCAGUGGGCCGAAACCUCUCGUCGGCACCAUUACAUCGUGUGGUCAGGAUGGUGGAUUCAUUAACCAGACCACGUUCUUCUCCCGUCAGGCUCUGUGCCAAGGUUUUGUACCCAUGAAGGGAGACUGGGUCCAGGCCCAGUACUUCAUCAACCCAAGAAACUGGAGCAGCCAGGCCUCCUCGGUCUCACCAUUGCGGUACCGCCGGAUGGACCACGUGCGGGUGUCCAGCAUGUGCGGCAGCAGAGGUACGGUUGAGGACAGCGUCUUCUUCACCUUGGAUUCGCUGCUGCUGCCAGACCAGUACCGGCCUCAGCCGGGCGACCUGGUCAGUGUGGUGGUGCUGGAGAGUUGCCAGUCCUUGUACUCCUGGAGGGCGUUGUGCAUGGCUCCCACACAGCUCAGCCUGAACCCGGUUCCGGACCUGAUUGACAUGGACCUGCAGGCUCUGCUGGAGAACAAGGGGGGGCUGGUAGUUAGUUACGAAGCCCAGUGUCGGGCUCUGUCUCUAGGAGACACUUGCGAGCUGCUGGUCUGGAUUGAAAACCAGAGUUCAGAGACCCAGCGGCUUCAGCGCUGUCAGCUAGCAGGCUGGGAUGCGGAGGGGCAGUUCACCUUGGGUACCUUCGCCUGUACAGUCCCACCACCUCAGGCACAAGUCCUUCAGCCAGCUGCCAUCGCUCGCCUGCUCUAUAAAGGGCUCCAUUCUCCCAGAAAUAACAGUGUGACACACACACACCUUCCUAGUAUGAUGGGCUUCCGUGGCGUUUCCCUGCUGCCUGCGCUUUCAGAGAAUGGCAUCUCUGAGGCGGAUGUGGUUGAUGGCGCUGCUCCUGAUAAGGAGACCUCCGUAAGAGUUCACCAUAGAGAGGUGGAGAUCAGCCCUGGGGAAAAGGUGUCUGUUACAGUGGGGUGCAGAGCCAGGAACCUGGGCCGUUGCACUGAGCUGCUGCUUCUGCACUUCCCCAAGUUCACCAUUGGGAGAUGCCUGGAGGUGGCGGUGCGCAGUGAGGAGGAGGGACUCCUGCAAGCCAACGCACCGUAUAGCGUGGCCGCUCCUUUAUCGAAGAGGCAGGAGACACGCGUGGUGACAGUGCUGCCUGGUCCAUCACCUGCCCGGCUUUCGAAGAGACACUUGCCCAAUUUCCUGGCAAACUACCCCGUGCCCAAGGCCCUGCGGGAUUCUGUUGAGGCACAGAGAGAUGUGCUGCUGGCACAGCCUCAGCUCACAGAGCCCCUGUCCCUGAGCUCCAUGCGACCACGCUUCUCCGCCCUCCUCUGGCUGGAGGAACUGGAAGACGAGAAGGAGCUGCAGGAGCUGAGACUCAGCUGCGUCUUCCUCAGGAAAGGUGCAACAUAUCUGCACCUUGAAGUGCCCGGCUUAGCAGAGGGUCGGCCCAGGCUCAUUAUCGGUGACCGGGUUCUGCUGAAGAAGCCCCAGAGUGGCGGGAUCGUGGUGGAGUACGUGGGCUACGUCACAGAGGUUUACGAGGAGGAUGUGAGUCUGCGAGUGAACAGCGAGUUCCACAGCUGCUAUAUGGGGGAGCCUCUCGAUGUGGAGUUUACCUUAAACAGGCUGACCAUGCGCCGAUGUCACUGCGCCCUGGAGCAGAUCCGCCACUUUGGGGAAAACGCACUCUUCCCCACCACCCUGGUUCUGCAAGCCCCUCAGUGGAGCGGAAAGUGGGGUCCGGACGACGGCGCCGGUGUUGAUAAUAUGCCAGACGAUAGUCGGGAGGAAGGCACGAACGGUUCCGGGAAGGAUGCGGAUAUCCUGAGUCUGUGUGUGAACAUGGUGUCUGUAGCGACGCAAACGAAAACAGACGAAAGCACGCGGUGCAAAGGGGUCCCUGCGCCGGGCCGCUUCUUUAACUCCCUGUUGAAUCCAGCUCAGCGGGAGGCUGUGAAGCGAAUUUUGGCAGGCGAAUGCCGACCCACCCCUUACAUCUUGUUUGGACCGCCCGGCACUGGCAAAACUAUCACCCUCGUUGAGGCCAUACUCCAGGUGUACCACCGCCUCCCAGGUAGCCGUGUGCUGGUCUGUACUCCCUCCAAUAGCGCUGCCGACCUCAUCUGCGAACGUCUCCAUGACAGCGGCUUCUUGAACGCCGCUAGCCUGGUGCGGGUCAACGCCACCUGUAGGCCGGAGGAGUCCAUCCCAGAGGUGGUGAGACAAUACUCUCAGGCAGGGGAGGACAUCCGACAGGCCUUGUUUCACAGGAUCGUGGUCAGCACGUGCUCCAGUGCCGGAAUGUUCUACCAGAUUCGGAUAUGCGUGGGCCACUUCACGCACGUGUUUAUAGAUGAAGCCGGCCAGGCCACCGAGCCAGAGGCCCUUAUCCCCCUGGGGCUGCUGUCUGAGAAGGAUGGCCAGAUCGUGUUGGCCGGUGAUCCCCUGCAGCUGGGCCCUGUGGUUAAGUCCCGGCUGGCGGCUACCUAUGGGUUGGGCAUGUCGCUGCUGGAGAGGCUCAUGAGCCGCACUCUGUACUCACGGGGCGAGCAGGGCUACAACCCCCUACUGGUGACUAAGCUGGUGUAUAACUACCGUUCUCACGAGGCGCUGCUGGCGCUACCAUCACGGCUCUUCUACGCCGGGGAGCUGUGUGUGCGUGCUGAGCGUGCGGUAGUGGAUUGCCUCUGCAACUGGAACCGCCUUCCCACCAAAGGCUUUCCUGUCAUCUUCCAUGGAAUCCGGGGCGUUGAGAUGAGAGAGGGCAGCAGCCCCUCCUGGUUUAACCCUGGGGAGGCAGUGCAGGUCAUGCUCUACUGCUGUCAGUUAGCCAAGAGGCUAUACAAACCCAUCGCAGCCACAGACAUUGGUGUGAUCACCCCCUAUAGAAAGCAGGUGGAGAAAAUCCGGCUGCUGUUGCACAGGGUUGGCCUGAUGGACAUCAGGGUGGGCUCCGUGGAAGAAUUCCAGGGCCAGGAGGCCCUUGUUGUCAUCCUCUCCACGGUUCGCUCCAAUGAGGUGGCUGUGAAUGAGGACUCGCAGUUCGUUCUAGGCUUCCUGUCCAACCACAGGCGCUUCAAUGUGGCCGUAACAAGGCCCAAAGCUUUGCUCAUUGUUGUGGGAAACCCACAUGUGCUCGUCAAGGACCCCUGCUUCAGUGCACUGCUCCAGUACUGCUAUGAGAACGGGGCAUUCCUGGGCUGCGAUCUGCCCUCGUCCAUCAGAGCCGCUCGCAGGGUUCUGCUGGAUGAGGAGAACUUAAAGUAGCUGGACCAUCGUAUGGAUUCAUGUCUUCCUCCUCGACUCAAUCACCUAUUCACUCUACUACUAUAGUAAUAACCUCAAAGUUCUGUUCACUAGACUCAGGUUUAGCUGCAUCUGCCACCAGUUGUUCACCCAAAGUUGAUGGGAUGUUUUGGAAUUUCCAUGGUUUCUACAAAAAGUACCCAGGGCCUUUCAGGGAAGCGCGCUGCUGUCAGCUGUUCGGUACAAAUGAAUAAAACCUUAUUGGCGUAAACGCUUUGAAACGUGAUUCCAUUUGCAUAAAGCAGCACCAACGGUGACAUCUGCCAAAAUGGAAUCUUUUUCACAAGAUCCAAGCAGGGCUUCUCAGUCCUACCCUUGAUGUACCUCUGUCUCUGUUUGUUUUAUGUCUUUGCUCAUGACUCUUGUGUUGCAUCACAUUUCAUCAGGCUCUUAAUUGAAUAAAUUAAAACUG